Molecule: messenger RNA, 2181 nt
Organism: Fusarium vanettenii 77-13-4
Lineage: Eukaryota; Fungi; Ascomycota; Sordariomycetes; Hypocreales; Nectriaceae
Exons: 9
Coding region: 1-2181 (726 amino acids)
Source: RefSeq, a predicted model, not a curated record
AUGAUGAAACCGUCGGGUUUGAACUGCGAACGUGAGAACCAUGACCAAACGCAACUCGUGACAAUCUAUGAGGAGUGGGCAGUUGUCAUUGCAUUAUUGACAGUAGGCAGUAGUCAAACAGUUGUCAGCAUACCGCCAGAUCAGUUGCUACAACCCGAGAAGGCAGGCACGGGAGUCUCAAUCUCGAGAGACAAGGGAUUGGAUGAGUCGCCGUCUUGGCCAGGGCAUCCACGACCUGUUCCAAGCUCAAUUUACGCCUCUAUUUGUCGUGCUGCGCCCUAUCUGCCACAGCUUGUAAUCCCAGUUCCGUUCCUUGUCCUAGCAGGCUUGGUAACCGGAUUGGCCUACCAGCCCAUUUCUUCGUACGGUGAUGGAGUGCUCGAGGGUAUAGCGCUGGCCUCCACCUUUUGGCCUUUUGGUUUCUCCGCUGUCCUUGAUGCUUCAAUUCGAACCAUCGCAUUGUUCAAAGCAGAGCGUGGGACCAAGCUUAGUACCCUUGAAGUGUUGUUGAGCAGCCAAGCAUUGGUCAGCGCCCUCAAAAGCCCGUUUGUCGUUCGCAUCUUCACUUUUUGGACUCUCAUCCUCGGAUUUAUAUGGGUGAUUAGCCCAGCCGGUGGUCAGGCAGCCUAUCAAACGGUCCGUCAGACGUCCCUCAUCGAAACCAAGAUUCACGACUUGAUGUACAGCCCUGCAGCGGACAUCGGAUUACCUUUCAACAGGAUACUCUGGGCAAGCAGUUCCAAUUUCGGGACCCAGCUUGGGAGGAUAUAUGCCAUGUUUAGGGCUGCAAUUUCUGCAUCCAACGCUAUUGCUCAGGCUUCCAACGGAUCGAGCCCGACCUUUGAUGCUGCGAUACGAGGGCUUGGGGGUGCGGAUACGGCUAUUGCGGCUGCGAGAAUGGACCUCUGGCAGAACGUUCGAAUGCCUGAAAUCACUGACUUACCGGGCUACAACCCAAAAGAUCCCUACCGCUGGCUCCACGUUCCGACCGAUCGUCUAGUAACGUACGAGUCUCUAGUCGGGGUCCCUGUCCGAGGCAUCCCACAAGAAACUCCAGGUAACAUCAGCUUUCAGCUUUCGACGACUUAUGCAACACUGGAGUGCUCUCCUUGGUUCAACACAACGGCAUGGCGUGAGAAAACCCCGGAGGCAUUGCUUAUUCAUAGGGCAGUCAACAGCAGCAUAACAAACGAAAAAAGGAUGGGCAGCAAUAUCAAUGGCUUUCAACAGAUCUACAUGGACACGCCAUCUCCCCUCACCGGCUUCAACUUUUCAACCAAAAACCACACAAGCCAAGGGCCCAUUACGCAAGGUGCUUUGGUUUUUGGAACCAGGGGAAAUUCAACUAUCUGUGACAUUGGCCACAUCUAUGUUGAUGUUGAAAUCCAGUGCCAGAGAGAACAGCGUCUGGGCCAAAUGGUGUGCAGAUCCGACAAGAUCCGACAUUCGCCAGCUCAACCAGCGCCCUUUCCUGACAACCAAAUGAUAACCAAGGUCAACCAAACUGAUCCAGGAGCCCCAGCUGCAGGAUAUUUUGUUGCAUUUCUGCCCUGGAUCACAAGCUCCUAUCAUUCUGGCAACAGUUCUCCGCUCGAGAACUAUCUAGCCGACCCAGCACGUGGCAUCGAAGGGGACGCUGUGGCGCUCACCGAUGAAUAUACGCGUUUGCCGCUUAAGAUCUUCGCUCAACGUCUAGCGAUGGCUAUGAACACUGCGCUACGCAUCUCUUACGAUAUGCCUUCUAUCCUAGCCUUCACCGAUCUCAACAUCACUGAGUCUACUGCUCUUACCGGCAUGGAGCCCAAGUACGGCAGCACAACAGGAAGUUUUACCACAAGCACAGCGGUAUACCGGGUCCAGUAUAAAUGGAUGGGGCUUUACAUCGCCUCACUCGUCGUGAUGAGCGUAUGUGCAGUUGCCAACAUCGUUCUUAGACUUAUAAUUCGCGCCCCAGACUUUCUCACAAACGUCGCCGCCUUGACUCGCGACUCUCCGUAUAUCAAUGUCCCUUCAGGGGGAAGUACAUUGGAUGGCGAGGAAAGAUCGCGUUUACUCAGGAACCGGCGGCUUAAGAUUUUCGAUGUGCACCCUGAGAGGGAUGUUGGGCAUAUUGCAUUUGCUGAUGACAUGGGUCAAACGACAACCAAGAGGUUCGGAGUGGUGGACAGAGUGUAUACUUAA